AGAAAAAAUAUAUUAAAUAUAUUAAUAAUACAUUGUUGUUAGUGAAAUCAGUUUCCAACGCCAUUCUUAUUCUUGGUUAGAUGUGUAAAAAUUUAAAAAAAAGUGAUAAACGAAAAAACUAAAAUAUACUUCCUCGUAUUUUAAGUGGAUAAAUCGAAAACGAUUGAGCAAUUUAACAGAACUAGAAAUACUUGCAGCAACCAUCACUUGACCAGGAUAUCAUUAGCUCUUAAGAGUCCGCGUGGCAUGCAACCGUGUAGUCCAUCGGGCGUUAUUGCAGUGAUGCCGCCAUCGAAGAGUCCCACCAUGGAAACGGCCGCCGGUCAACAAGCGAAUGUACAUGUCGGCAGCGACGAAAAUGCUUGCGAAAAGGAACAGCAACAGCGCGCCGCAACGCCUAUUAACACCACGCCCACCACAAAUACCAACACAACAGCUACGACCACGCAUUUAACCAAUGCACGCGCGUGUCCGCUGAAAUUUUCCAUUGCGAAAAUUAUGGAGCCCGAUCAACGCGCCAGCAGUGAAUGCAUUACCGCCGGUGAGGAUUCUGAACGUUCAUGCAGUCCAAUAGAUGUCGCCAGCGAUGAGUGCGAGUCAGAGCGCGCAGAGAUGCAUUUACCCUCCACGGCUUGUGGUCAACAACAAUGCACCAGCGCCAACGCUGACAACUAUGACUCUGCGUUCAAAAAAUAUGUGCCCUCCGCGAGCGCCAAUACCGCUGCUGCCGUCACCGCCGCCGCUGUGGCCGCCAACACUGUUACGAAUGUCGCUGCCGUGCAGCAAUUUGUCAAUACGCGCCAUCAGGAAUUAAUGUCACAAUAUCCGCUGCUCUAUUACGCACCCAACCAGUUGAUGUGCGCUGCCGCUGCUGCGCAAUAUGCUGCUCUAACCGCGGCGCAACAACAAACACUGCUCGCCAAUCCAGGCGCUGCUGCACAUUUGAGCAGUUUCACCGCUUCGCUAAAUAGUUUCCACACGCAAUCGUUGCGUCGCAACCUCAGCGCUUCGGGGCAUCAUUUGGCUGCUGCUGCGGCGGCGGCAGCUGCUGCACAAGUACAGGCGCAGCAUGCGCAUCACCAAGCGUUGGCGAGCGCACACCCACAACUGCAGCAAUCGCUGGAGAAGCAACAACAACAUCAACAGCAGCAGCAUCAUAAGAUAAGCGAUGGCGCCGCAUAUCAUGGCAUGAAACGCAAGCAUUCCACCAGCGCCGCCGUUGUUUCCGCCGCCACCGCUGCUGCUGCUCAGUCAGUUUCUACGCUUCACGCUGAGCAUAACUCAUCACGCGCGUCGUCGCCCGCAUCACGUCACCUACGUUCACCCUCACCUAAUUCUCUCGAUGACAGCCCCGGCUCUGCUUCGGGCAAGCAGAAGACUUUCUCCUGCUUGGAAUGCGGCAAAGUCUUUAAUGCGCACUACAAUCUUACGCGUCACAUGCCUGUGCACACCGGCGCACGCCCGUUCGUCUGUAAGGUAUGCGGUAAAGGUUUCCGUCAAGCAUCCACACUGUGCCGCCACAAAAUCAUUCACACCUCUGAGAAACCGCAUAAGUGUCAGACCUGCGGCAAGGCUUUCAAUCGCUCCUCCACACUGAACACUCACACGCGCAUACACGCCGGUUACAAGCCAUUCGUAUGUGAGUAUUGCGGCAAGGGUUUCCAUCAGAAGGGCAACUACAAGAAUCACAAGCUCACGCACAGCGGCGAGAAGGCAUACAAAUGUAACAUCUGCAAUAAAGCUUUUCAUCAAAUCUACAACCUCACCUUUCAUAUGCACACACACAACGAUAAGAAACCAUACACGUGUAAGGUGUGCGCUAAGGGCUUUUGUCGCAACUUCGAUCUAAAGAAGCAUAUGCGUAAGCUGCACGAGUUGGGCGGUAGUGAUCUGUUGGACGACGACUCACCGCCGAACUAUGAACGCCGACGCGAAUACACGCGCCGGGAGUAUACACGCCGCGACAGUCAUCACGGCUACCAUGCACAUCUCCAACACGGCAGCCAGCUAACACCCGACUCCUCCGCAGGCAGCUUAUCGCCACCAAUCAAUGUAACAACGCCGCCGCUCUCCAGUGGCGGUGGUGGUGAAAGCAGCAAUUCCGCUUGGCAUACACCACAAUAUCAGACUCUGGGCAGCGCUGCACAACACUCGCCGAGUGUCAAUGCAACAAACACUUCUGCAACCUACACGGCGCACCAUUUACUCACACCCACAAUGGGCAGUAGUUUCCGCGCAACCGCUGAGUAUUCAACCAGCUCCGCUUUCAUUCAACUAGCCAACGCCGCUUCAACAAGCGCAACCACAAGUGCCGCACAAAUGCUCAGCGCACAUCAACAGGCCACAGCGCAUAGUCUGCAACACAACCACCACGCACACAGUCACAGCCAAAGUCAUCAACCGCAUCAUCAACAUCAUCAUCAGCGGCUCUCGGCGGCAGCAGCCGUCUCCGCCAUGGAUCAGGUGCCCUUCAUUGCGAAGGUCUUUUGACAGCGUUACUAUGCAGAUAGUUUGGCUACGACGUCGACGCAGCACGCCGCCAGCACACUGAGCGCUUCCUCGACGAAGAGCAUACUCAUCGACUGACUGCAAUUCGUAGCGGCCGCUGCAGCUACGGCAAAUGCAGCGGGUGUUUCGCAUGCGAGAUUCACUGCAGCACCGAUUUGCUCGUCCACUCCCGAGCACGAUGAUGAGCCGCUGCUCGUUGACUCUGUCGAUGAAAUCGAAGAGGAAGAGUCGACACAGCUGCAUGCGUAUCCAGCUGGGGAGCAGCUGACGGAGCAGUUCGCGGUUCAUCGUACGGCGGUGGGCAGUGCUGUGGAGGUGCUAAAUGGUCUGCUGUGAAGCGUUGCUGCUGUGCGGCGUUGAUCCUGCUGUGUGCGUCUGCGUCUGCUGGUUUCAACAAAACGGUUUCAUCUUUGGGAAAGACGCUCCCCACAAUCGAAAAUAAUGAUCUCCGCUGUGCAAUAUGCAUAAAACCCCCCCGAAGCUAUGAAAAAAUCAAUUCCAAGAGUAUAUCUAAGCACGAGCACCUCACCACACCACAACAACAACUGGAGAUUUCUGCGAAAUCUUAUUAAUAUUUGUAGCGAAAAUUUAUUUAAAACAAGCUUGAGUUGUUCUUACGUCCCGCAUAAAUAUAAAAUAAAAUCCUUUAGGGGUAUUCACAGUGUGCUAACAAAAUUGUAUAUAUAUAUUUUUUUUUGUAAAUAUGAAUGUUGGAAUAUAAGAAAAUGCGUUCUUAAUAGCAUAAAUUAUAGUUAGUAGUUUCUUUGUAUAUAUGUAUGUGCCAUAAUAUUAGGUAUAAGUAAAUUAAAUGUGAAAUCACUACACCUGCGUAUACACACACACACACAAACACAACUUAGAAGUCAUUUUGCGCCCAAGUACAGUUCAAUUUUCGAGUGUAGUAGUGUUAGUAAAAUUGUAAUCGAAUAAACAUACCGAAAAAAAUAUAAAUAAAAUGGAAAC
This is a messenger RNA of Ceratitis capitata (Mediterranean fruit fly), 3471 nucleotides long. Its product is annotated as protein sister of odd and bowel. The transcript has 2 exons. Gene Ontology annotation, cellular component: nucleus. Lineage: Eukaryota; Metazoa; Arthropoda; Insecta; Diptera; Tephritidae. The record is from RefSeq and is a predicted model, not a curated record. The coding region runs from base 247 to 2490 and encodes 747 amino acids.